AUGAAGGGAGGAAAUUCGGAUUACACCAUUGAAAAAAAUCAGAAACGCUGGUCAUCCUUGCUUUUAUUGUUCAUUCUCGUUGUUUUGUGUAUUUUCUUAAUCGUCAUUGGCGUGUUUUUAUUUCUUCAAUAUAAGGAAAUAGAGGACUUGAAAUUCAGAGUUGCUUUUCUUGAAAAAGACAGGGUGAUUUCAAGGGUUAAGAUUUUUGAUGUCAAGACUGACAAAGUGACACGAGACAAGCGGCAGUUAACUACAGCCCAAUACAGUAGCCUUUUACAAGAAAUCACACAGAAGCAGCUGGAUGCCUUAAUGUCGAGGUGCGGAAAUGCCUCAAAGAUCUGCCUACCAGGCCCAAAAGGUGACGCCGGUCUUAAAGGUGACAUAGGCUUAAAAGGAGAUCCGGGUCUAAAUGGACCUCCGGGACCAAAGGGUGAUUCCGGAAGUGUUGGAACUUCCGGUCCCAUUGGACCUCUGGGUCCUAAGGGUGAACCAGGUGUAAUGGGUCCACGGGGAAAUUCUGGUCUGCCAGGGGAAAAGGGCGAAAAGGGAGACAUGGGUCUUCAGGGACCUCCUGGCGUUAAAGGUGAAGCUCCUUCCCAGAAGUCCUUAGAUAUGUGUUGCAACAGAUUAGCUGCCCCUUCUAUUGUUGGGCCAGCUAAUGACAUUAUGACGGUGGAACAUGGAAGUGAUGUCACACUUCCGUGUAAGACUUCCGGUGCGCCGAGAGCGGAUACAGAUUGGAAUCCUGGGGUGGAUCCAACACAGCAUGGCCGUUAUGUACAGUCUACGGAAGGCUUGGAAAUCUCUAAUGCGCAGUAUCUUGACAGCAGAAUGUUUACCUGUAAAGCUAGCAACAUAUUCGGAAGCUUCGAGAAACAUAUAUACCUUGUCGUUAUAGAUCCUAUUCAGGUAACCUUGACACCGAAGACCCUUGACGUCACAGCUUCGGCAACCCCGUCUUUAGAUUUCCUCUGCACAUUCAAGGGAAUUCCGCCUCCCCGUGUCCAGUGGUUCCACCUUGGCCCGGAUGGAACAAGGCAGAACGUGACGUCACAAGCGCAAACAGGAGGUGGGCGGAGCACUUUGCAUAUCAGUAACCCGGAUGCUAUGAGUACUGGGCAAUACACGUGCAAUGUGUUGAAUGCUUACCAGUCACAGAGUCAAAUAGCCAACGUCACUGUUCAUUCUAAACCUGUGAUAAUGAAAGGGCCUGGCACAGAGACGGCUACUAUUGGAGAGACUGUGAUUCUCCGGUGUGAUGCAGCCGGAAAUCCACAAUCCUCUGUCACUUGGACUUUCCCGAAGACAGGUACAGCUGUACCGAAAGAUGUGAGGAUAAACCCAGACGGCUCCAUCACUAUCGUCCACGUAGAUCAAUUCAGUGAAGGAGAUUAUAUGUGCAACGCCUCCAAUUCAUUUGGAUCCGCCACUGCCUCUGGGCAUCUUAACGUUAUAGUUCCGCUGGUAGUCCAAACACAGACAGAAGAACUUCCGGUGACUUCGGAAACCUUCAUAGAACUCCAGUGUUCCGGAAGUGGUAAUCCCACACCUACUUUAACAUGGCAGAAGGUUGGGUCAUCGCCUUUGAACUCUGACCCCAGCAAAUAUAUUAUGCUUCCAAAUGGUAAUAUGAUAAUUACUGGAUUUAACCCGGAAGUGGAUUCUGGACUUUACGUCUGUAACGGAACGAGUACACAAGGAACCGCUGGAGAUUACACAUUGGUAUACAAAAACAUUGGACCUCUUCAGUGUAAUUCUACAUUCAAGGCAUGUUCCACCAAGAUCGGUGUCUCUUGUGGGGGUCAAUGUCCCGGAAACUGUGACGUCAUGAAUUCGGGGAUCGUAUACGGUUUUAAAUCUUACACACCGACGUCCCCAAUCUGUUUAUCUGGGAAACACUUAGGCGUGGUGGGUCGACCCGGGGACACAGUCAUAUGGUCUGUGGAGGCAGGAGGGGAUACGUUUGAAGGGAGACAAAACAACGGCAUCACAAGUCAAUUCUCUGGGCCACUUGCUGAGAAAAUGACAGUCUACACUAAACAGCCUCAACUGGGUGGACACACCUCUAUAGCGCCCAUAGCUCCAUUGGGUGGAUAG
This is a messenger RNA of Saccostrea echinata, 2097 nucleotides long. Its product is annotated as hemicentin-2-like. The record is from RefSeq and is a predicted model, not a curated record. Gene Ontology annotation, biological process: dendrite self-avoidance; axon guidance; homophilic cell-cell adhesion. The transcript is spliced from 15 exons. Gene Ontology annotation, molecular function: cell-cell adhesion mediator activity. Gene Ontology annotation, cellular component: axon; plasma membrane. Lineage: Eukaryota; Metazoa; Mollusca; Bivalvia; Ostreida; Ostreidae. The coding region runs from base 1 to 2097 and encodes 698 amino acids.